AUGGAUACUCUUCUUACGGCUGAGAUCGCGGCCAACGCGCCGCGGUAUCGUCGCAAGAGCUCGACCUUCAUCGAUGGCAUCCAUGAUGUCCCCGAAGAUCAGGGGAAUAUGGCCCCCGCCCAGCUCUACAGCACCAUGUCUGGCAGGUUGUUCCAUUCCGGGAGAAUCGCCAUUGUCAUGGUUGGGCUUCCGGCUCGUGGAAAGACGCACAUUUGCGUCUCGAUGGCUCGCUAUCUUUCGUGGCUUGGCGUCAAGACCCGCAUCUUCCACCUGGGCGACUAUCGCCGGGCGACCGUUCCAGGAGGCCACGUUCCUCAAGACUAUUUCUACCCAAAUGCGUCUCCGGCUUCGGUCAUGCUCCGGCAGAAGAUCCUCAAGAAAUGCCGAGAAGACAUCUAUGCCUGGUUGAAUCAUGAGAAUGGCCAAGUCGCCAUCUACGAUGCUGUCAAUCCCACUGCGGCCGGCCGUCUUGCCCUGGCCAAGGAGUUUGCCAAGCAUGAUGUGCAGACGCUCUUCAUCGAGUCCUAUGUCGACGACCAGGAGAUUCUUAAGGAGAAUGCACGCAAUGUCAAGAUACAUUCCCCUGAUUUCCAUGGCAUGGAUCCCGACGAAGCCGCGAAGCGUUACCUCAAGCGGAUCGAGACCAAGAUCCCGGUGUUCGAGACCAUGGAAGAGCAGGAACUAAACUACGUCAAGAUGAUCAACGCCGGCCGGGCAUUCUACUACAACAACGUCAGCUUCAACUACCUGUCGCACAGAAUCGUCUUCUACCUGACAAACCUUCACAUCAAGUCACGCACCACCUUCUUCGUCCGCGCGGGUCCCGCCACCGAUGAAGAUUCGUACAAGGCCGAUGCCCCGCUCUCUGAGGAAGGCAUCGCCUAUGCAAAAAAGAUGACGGAGACGCUCCUCAGACACAGAGAACAGGAGCGUCAAGCCUCCAUUGACCAGGGCGGGCCGGAUGUGCCGUUACGACCGCUCACUGUCUGGACAUCCACACGACUCCGCACGAUCCAGACAGCCGAGCCGCUGAAAGAGUUGGGAUACAAGGUCCGGCAGCGUUCGCAAAUGAGCCAGAUAAACCCCGGAGUCUGCGAGAAGCUGUCUGAGCGGGCCAUCCGCGCCUUGUAUCCCGAAGAGGUGGAAAAGCACGAGCUGGAUCCCUACCACCACCGGUACCCGCGAGCAGAGUCGUACCACGACCUUGCUGUCCGGCUGGAGCCCAUCAUUCUUGAGCUGGAGCGGGAGCAGAACGAUCUCCUGAUUAUUGCUCAUGAGAGCGUCUUGCGCGUCCUGUAUGCUUAUUUGAUGCAUUGCAGUACUAGGGAUAUCCCAAAGCUUAAGUUCCCGCGGGACGAGAUCAUCGAGAUCAUCCCCGCCGCCUACCAGAACGAGGCCAAACGCAUCCACAUUCCCGGUCUCGAUCCCAGGACGAUCCCCGGUUCGCCGGAGGACAUCAGGAUUCCCGUGCCGAGUGAUCCUAGCGCCAACCUCCCACCGAUCCCUGGCAUGAGCAGCCCAGAGCCUAUCGAGGCCAUUGCGACGCGGCCCCCUGAGAGGAUCAUCAACAAGGCGAAGGAGAUGGUUUCAGACAAGGUGGCUGAUGAGGACUGA
Molecule: messenger RNA, 1614 nt
Organism: Chaetomium strumarium
Lineage: Eukaryota; Fungi; Ascomycota; Sordariomycetes; Sordariales; Chaetomiaceae
Product: 6-phosphofructo-2-kinase-domain-containing protein
Exons: 7
Coding region: 1-1614 (537 amino acids)
Biological process (GO): fructose 2,6-bisphosphate metabolic process; fructose metabolic process
Cellular component (GO): cytosol
Molecular function (GO): 6-phosphofructo-2-kinase activity; ATP binding; fructose-2,6-bisphosphate 2-phosphatase activity
Source: RefSeq, a predicted model, not a curated record